AUGAAGCUUCUCUACCCGAACACGCUGAAGCUCGAUCCCUCAGCCAUCGCAGGCUUUCCCACUGUGACUUUGCAUCUGUAUGACGCCAGAGCACCGACCAUCCCCGAUGAGCUUCUUGACGCUGAAAUCCUCGUUACCUGGGCCAACUCUCCUGCGAAUUUGAAGUUUGCCGCGCAAAACAUGCCCAACCUGCGCUGGAUCCAGUCCCUGGCCGCAGGUCCCAACGAUGUCCUGAACGCCGGCUUCGACCGCUCCCGCAUUACCGUCACGACAGGCUCUGGCCUACACGAUCGCACCGUCGCCGAGCAUACUCUCGGCCUGCUUCUCAACGCCGCCCGUCGCUUCUACGAAAUGCGCGAUUACCAGCUGCAGGGCAAGUGGCCUGGUCAUCUGGGCGGCCCACAGCCCGACCGCGAGAAAGGGACCUUCCGGACGCUGCGAGAUGCGAAUGUGUUGGUUUGGGGUUUCGGAAAUAUCGCCAAGUGCCUGACUCCGCUGCUGACUGCACUGGGGGCUCGAGUGCGUGGCGUCGCGAGACGGGCAGGUGUCAGGGCUGGGGUCGAGGUAUUUACCGAGGAUAAGUUACCCGACUUGCUGCCAGAGACAGACGCAUUGGUCAUGAUUUUGCCGGGUGAUCCCUCGACAAGACAUGCAUUGAACAAAGAGCGCUUGGCCUUGUUGCCUAAGCAUGCCUGGGUGGUCAAUGUGGGACGUGGGACGUCAGUGGAUGAAGACGCGCUGUUCGAAGCACUUGAGAAGGGUGAGAUUGGCGGCGCCGCUCUCGAUGUGUUCGAGACGGAGCCUCUACCGGAAGGUGACAAGUUGUACAAGGCUCCAAACCUGAUUCUGUCCCCUCAUGCCGCUGGCGGAAGGCCGCAAGAUAGCGAGGAGCUGAUCGUGUACAACUUGAGGCGGUUCCUAGCUGGCCAAGAUCUCCGCAACAUCAUCUAA
Molecule: messenger RNA, 951 nt
Organism: Thermochaetoides thermophila DSM 1495
Lineage: Eukaryota; Fungi; Ascomycota; Sordariomycetes; Sordariales; Chaetomiaceae
Exons: 1
Coding region: 1-951 (316 amino acids)
Molecular function (GO): oxidoreductase activity, acting on the CH-OH group of donors, NAD or NADP as acceptor; NAD binding
Source: RefSeq, a predicted model, not a curated record